Messenger RNA from Spirodela intermedia, 2736 nucleotides. The record is from the annotation of a GenBank genome assembly. NCBI's taxonomy places the organism in Eukaryota, Viridiplantae, Streptophyta, Magnoliopsida, Alismatales, Araceae.
AUGUUCCACCAUUCCCUUUUCCCUUGCUCUUGUGAGCUGAAUCUCCUCUGUGAUUGGGAUCAAGUCUUUGCAGAUAUUGUUGCUUCACAGUCAUCUUUCUGGGGUCAUUUAACCGCACCAGGAGCCCAGCUCUUUUUUCAUCACAAAAGCCAGAUUAAACUCCGAAGAAGAGGAGGGUACCCUCAGGAGCAGAACAUAGCUGUCGUCAGGGCCAUAGCCACUCUAGAACGCAAAAGCUUGGUGGGCAGCGAGAAUGACGCCAGAUUCGACACCAGAUUGCAUCUUGACUCACAUCCAAGUUAUCAAGCCUCGGAGCUUUCAGCUGAAGAUGACCCUGAAAUGGAUGAGAGGGAAAAGUCAAGACGUGAGAAGAUCUCCAAAGCGAACAAGGGGAAUGUUCCCUGGAACAAGGGCCGGAAACACAGCCCUGGUGUGAAGCUCAUUAUGAUCUUAUCUCUUACAGUUUGUUUUCAUAAAAUUACUCCUUUCUUAUUGUGUCUCAGUUGUUGCGCAGAAACUCUCCAGAAAAUUCGAGAACGAACAAAGUUAGCAAUGCAGAACCCCAAGGUGAUGUCAUGUAAGAAUAAUUUGACAUUUUUUUAAGAUCACGAAUCAUCAUAAUGGGUGUUUCUGCUAAGCUUUUUCCCCUUAGAAUAUCCAGAGUUCAUCUUGGUAUCUGUUCAAUCUUUCUCUGUGGUUCUGAAGUGGCCAGUAUGUUCCCUGGUACUUGUGGAAUCUCAUGCUGCGAGGAACUGAAUUCGGAGCUCUAGAUUCUACUUGAAAAAAAAAGAAAAGAAAAAUCCGGUUUACCUAUUUCAAUCUGGUGGGCAAAUUAUAGUACUUAUCCAGAGAUCUUGCCUUUUUUUGGAGGUUGCCUUUCACUUGAACCUUGUGUGCUGAUACGCCCUUUAUUAUCUACUUCAUUCAUUGCCUCUAAAAAGCCUCAGAUGCUUUAUUUUCCAUCGUACCAAUCUAAAUAUAAACCGUGGGUCAUCUCAUGUUGAGCUGUGUAUGCAGGUCAAGAUGAAGCUGGUGAAUAUCGGGCAUGUACAGAGGUACAUGAUUUUUUUUUUUUUUUUGAACAUGGGUCCUCUUCCUACAUCACUACGAAGAUUAAAUCUCGUCCAUGAAUCCGUUGAGCGAGGCAAUUGCUGCCAUGUAACCCCUCCAUGCAAUAAAAUCCUGUUCUUUGAUUUGUUUCAGUUGGAAACGAAAAUAUUUUAAUCGAGACAUCAGAGGCUUUCUCCGAAAUGGGAAUAUCCUGAGGGUCUGUUAAUUGGGCAAAAAUAGAUAUAUUCUCAAGAAGUAAUUUGCAAUCUUGCAGUGACGAGACGAGGAUGAAAAUUGGAGCGGGAGUUCGGGAAGGUUGGCAACGCCGGCGCGAGAUGUUGUUGGUGCAGGAGAGCUGCUUCUUCGAGUGGCAGAACAUAAUUGCAGAAGCUUCUCGGAAAGGCUAUGGCAGUGACGAGGAGCUGCACUGGGACUCCUACAAGACGUUGGAUGAGCAACUGAAGAAGGAAUGGAUGGAGAGCAUUGAGAGCAGGAAGGCAACGCCUCGACUUAAGGGCAGCAAGCGGGCACCAAAGUCGGCCGAGCAGCGGAGGAAGAUCUCGGAGGCAAUCUCUGCCAAGUGGGCUGAUCCAGUGAGUUCAUACACUGAAAUCCAGGUGCAUUUGAUCGUAUCUUCAAGAAAACAAUCGUCAUGAUUGUGGAUCUUCGUUUGCCAUGGCCAUAUGCUUCAGGACUAUCGCGGUCGAGUUUGCAGUGGCUUGGCCAAGUACCAUGGCAUUCCAGUCGGAGCUGAGAGGAGGCCGAGGAGGAAGCCGGCUGGUGACGGCCGAUUGGCAGAGCCAAAGGUGGCAGCGAAGAAGAGAGUCACAGAGCCCAAGGACGCCGAGAAGGAGGCGAAAUCGGCCAAGACGCUCAUACAGAAGAAGAAGAAGAGCAACGCUCCCUCCUACAGAGACCCCAUGGCACGGUCCAAGCUGGAGAUGAUAAGGAAGAUCAGGGAACAGAGGGCGACGAUGGAGGAGAAGAAGCGGGAUGCGACUGAAAGGGCGAGGUGAGUGUUUCAGAUGCCGGAAUCUUCUUUUGGAUCACCAUCUCAGAUCUCUCUCAAUCGGGGAUCGUGUUCUUCUGCGAACCAGACUGUUGAUCGCGGAGGCGGAGAAGGCGGCGAAGGCCCUGGAGGCGGCCGCGUUGAAGAGCCCUCUCGCUCGAGCUUCUCUCCUCGAGACGAGGAAGCUGAUUGCAGAGGCGACCCAGGCAUUGGAGAGAGUGGGGCCCGGGCAGACGCCGCCGCUAGAGAAUGUGAACCAGAUGCCGCCGGCGAACUGGAACAUAUCUCUGAACCAUUCCGACGGCGCCCCGGAGGCUCCGAUAGACGCGGGGCAGCAAGUAAAUGGUACGCCCUCCGCCUCUCUCUUCUCAAUCCAGUGGGACGACAACGACGACGGCGGCAAUGGCGUCGGCUUCGUUCUCUCCGACGAGAUCUCGUCUACCGGGGGCGAGCCAUCGCCGGAGAUUCAAGGUUCGGAAACCGGCACCAUGAAUCCCGAAGUGUCAGCAUCUCACCGGGGCUCCCCCUCUCCCGACGGGCUCGAUGAUGAGUCGUCUCCAAGACCUGGAGACGAGCGAUCCUCGCCGGAGAGGACUGGUGAUUCUUUCCAGUCCUCGCCUGCGGAGACCAAGAGGAGAUGGGUUAGAGGGAGGCUCGUUGAGGUGGAGGAAGAGUAG